Molecule: messenger RNA, 1473 nt
Organism: Epithele typhae
Lineage: Eukaryota; Fungi; Basidiomycota; Agaricomycetes; Polyporales; Epitheliaceae
Exons: 2
Coding region: 1-1473 (490 amino acids)
Source: RefSeq, a predicted model, not a curated record
AUGUCCCAGGAACCGCUUCUCCUCGACGUUCUCUUCCACAUCAUGGCUCAUUGCGACGACAAGACCAUAUCUUCGCUCAUGGCAGCGAACAAGUCGCUCAAUCUAGAGGGCGCCAAGUACCUCCUUGACAGUCCGCGCAUCACCAUGAACACCAGCCGCCGACUCGACUCCUUAAUCACCUUCUUGUCUGCCUACAAUGGCUCCCGACUCGCGUUCUUCAAAGGGCUCGGCUUAGAGAUGAGGUCGCUCCCGAACACCGUCGGGACGCGUCUGGCACAGCUUCUGACGACGCACGUCGAUAAGCUCGCACUUACUUUGCUGCACAUCCCCCACCUCGACGUCAUUUUGGAACGCUGCCACACUCUGUCCGCCGCCUUCGCUGCAGUCACCACUCUCACCUAUAUCCGUAUCGGCGGCAUCGACAUCGUCGGCUCCGAGAUGCUACGCGCCUUCACCUCCAAACUCAAGUCCGCCGAUGUACACUUCACUGCGGUCUCGGAAACCAGCAUCGAAGAGGGUUCCAGCCGAAUCAUCCGCGAACAAAAAGCGAGGACCCCAAUUCGCGUCCUCAAAAACUCCCAGUCCUCGCUCGCCGACUUGACGGUCGGCGUCGCCAACAUGCAGCGGAUCCACGGGGACAACGCGUUCGAGGAGGUGUACCCUCUCCUCUCCCGCCUCACAAUCAAAGAUUCCCCGCUGCUCGGUGUACUCACCCGCACGAUGGUCCUCGCAUUCCCCAACCUGCAAAGCCUCUUUUUCAUCCAGCUCGCGAGGGUCAACGACGACCCCAACGCGGCCGACGCGCAGCACGAACGCAACGUCGCCGACCAGCUCGCCCACGGCUCCUGGACGUCCCUCAACACCAUCUCGGCUCACAUCAUGGACCUCUACAUGCUCAGUCCGACGUGCCCGGUGCGCAGGAUCGAUAUCCUGGGCCCCGUCAUGCAGACGCGCGCCCUUCGCCGCGUCCUCAAGCACACGCGCACCGUCCACCUCUCGUUCGGACACUUCGAAGGCACGCUCUUCACGCCCGCCCUCGCGCAGAUGCUGAAGAAGCCGUGCGCGGCGACCAUCCAGUGCCUCGAGGUCGUGUUCCGCGUCGGGUGCGGUCUCCCCGCCGAGCUGGUCGACGCACCCGCGAUGUUGGAGCACUGGGUGGCCGCGAUCUGCGGGCUCCCGCGCCUGCGCGUGCUCGCCCUCGGGAUCUACGGCGAGCUCCGCCCGUUCACGCACCUCAGCCCGAACGCGUGGGCGCCGUCCGCGGCGGAGCGCUUCCUGGCCGCGCUCGACCUCGACGCGCUCACGUGUCAGCUCGCGGACGCGAUUCCGACGCUCGAGACCGUCGAGCUCGCGGUGACGGGCGUGCGCGGGCGGAGCGGGCCGGCGUCUGUGCGACGCGGCCCAGAGAGCAAGGAGUUCGAGACGCACGCAGUGCAGAUGGCGGAGAUGUUGGAGGAGAUGGAGGUUAAAUAG